CGGCCAGCAGAGGGCGCAUAGCCGCUCACAUUGUUCUCUGGUGACACUGUGCUGGCGUGAGCGGCGGCUGUGUAGUAAUAUUACUAGAGUCACCGCUUCCUGGUGCGAUGCCAGCUCACUUCUACCGGUUCCUCCACCGCCGCUUCCUAGAGGGAUUCGUGUUGGGGGCGACGGUCAGCAGCGCUUCUUGCCUGGCCGCCCUGUAUCUGUAUGACCGGAGGAGAGAAGAGCCGGAGCCAGUAAUAAAGUCACCAGUGGAGGAAUUUGGAUUCCCGCAGAGCGGAGCAGAGGCCAGACAAUAUAUUAGUCAUGCGUUAUCCUAUGAUCAAGCCAAGAAGAUACCUCGAUGGGUGAUUGAACAUCUAACAACAGAGAAAACUAUUGGUAAUGCUGACCGGAAGCAUUGUAAAUUUAAACCAGAUCCGAACAUUCCACAAGUUUUUAGUGCAACCAAUGAAGACUAUUGGCAUAGCGGGUGGUCCAGAGGUCACAUGGCACCAGCGGGGGACAGCAAAUAUUCUACAGAAGCUAUGGCGGAAACAUUCUAUCUUUCCAACAUCGUGCCUCAAAACUAUGAGAACAAUGCUGGCUUCUGGAACCGGAUUCAUGGUGGAGGCCAUGAAGGACCUUGGCAUGCUGAAUGUACGGGCUACUUCUAUGGCGGUCUUGGCGCGCAGAGGACUCUGGCUACGCCAAUGGACUGCGGAUGCAGAAUCCGAGAGAAGCGUGGAGAACCCACCCUUCACAGGUCAGGCUCUGUUUGGGGACGCAUUGGAUGCAUGGAUCUCCACGGCAACUGCGGUUUUGAAAUGUAUUGUCGAGACCUGACAAAGAGAUUUGAUGAUGUUUGGGUGGUAAGCGGGCCUCUGACAUUACCCGUGCAACAUGAAGAUGGCAGUAAAACUGUCACUUAUCGGGUGAUUGGCAAAGAUGAUGUAGCAGUGCCCUCACACUUAUACAAGGUGAUCCUUGCCAAGAAGAACCAGUCUGCUGAGCUGCUGGCUGAAGGAGCUUUCAUCGUCCCCAAUGUACCCAUCAGCUUUGAUCACCAGUUGCCUGAAUACCAAGUCCAGCUGGAGGAGCUGGAGAAAUUGUCUGGGCUAAUUUUCUUUCCGAAAGUGGAUAGAUCUAAAGGUGUUAGGAACAUUUGUGAGGCGGACACCUGUAAACUUAUUCAGCUGGAAGAGUUCAAGUUAUUCAUCGCCGGGCGGAGGAUGAAAAACGCGCGAAACCUUCAAAAAGUUGAGAAGAUUAUGUCAGAAUUGAUGGAGGCUAACAUAAAGCCUGACCAAUAUCUCACCGAUCUAUAUGAACAGAAAAAGAAAGAGCUGGCAUCAGACGAUGCCUCUCCUGUGCGAGAAGGAAGGAGAGGCUAAUGGGGGAAUUCAUAUGUUCAUUAUAAUUCCAAUUAGGGAUAUAAACAAAUUUGUAUUUGUCUCUUAAAAUUCUUCCUCUUAAUUCAUUUCUCUGCCAAAAUUGUAUAUAUUUUUUACUUAAAUAUCCAAAAGCAAAGAGAAUGACCGCAAAAUUGUAUUAAUGUAUAACUCAUUAUCUAGAACAGUGGUUCUUAAAUUUGACCCUCCAGUAUACCGACAGGUCAUGUUUUCAGGAAGUCUGUCUGUGGAAACAGGUGGGAAAAUUACUGAUCCAGUAAAAUAUAUUAAUGCACCUGUGUGUGUGAUUAAAGAAAUCUACAAAAAUUAACAGUUGGAGGUGGUAUGGACUGGGGUUGGGAACCACUGAUCUAAUGGUAUUUUCACUGAAAGAUGCAAAAUAUUGUGGGGGGGUUUUGUAUCAUUUUGGAUGCACAAUGUGAUUUAAAUACAAAAAAAUGCAUUCAGAAAAUAAUUCCUACUGCAAAAAAAAGUAGUACUGCAGCAUUUUCAUGUAUUUUAUAUUUACCUUUCUAUAGGCUAAACCACAAAAGUUUGAUAUUGCCUUUUGCUACGUAAAUCAGAAUGAUGUACAGUAUAUCAUGUUCUUCUUUUACAUUUAACUCAAUAAAUUAGGUUCUGGCCAAAACAUGGUUAAUUAAAAAAACUUCCAGUGUAGUUAAUGAUUUCCGAUUGUUUGUGCCCAAUUUGUUUGAACAGGGGUCAGUCAGGGUAGACAAUAAAGUCAAUGGAUGCUCUCAUUUGCAUUAUUUUAUAAAAUCAAGGAUUUACAAUACGAUAUAAGAUUGGGAAUAACAUUGUAUACCCAGAAAAUUAAUACAAAUAAAAUAAUUAUGGCUUUUCAUUAAUAAAGUAAUAAACUGAAAACUUU
Messenger RNA from Pseudophryne corroboree (corroboree frog), 2265 nucleotides. RefSeq names its product exo/endonuclease G (gene EXOG). The coding region runs from base 108 to 1376 and encodes 422 amino acids. Gene Ontology annotation, cellular component: nucleus; mitochondrial inner membrane. Gene Ontology annotation, molecular function: metal ion binding; single-stranded DNA endonuclease activity; nucleic acid binding. Lineage: Eukaryota; Metazoa; Chordata; Amphibia; Anura; Myobatrachidae. The record is from RefSeq and is a predicted model, not a curated record. The transcript is spliced from 7 exons. Gene Ontology annotation, biological process: apoptotic DNA fragmentation.